Salarias fasciatus (jewelled blenny) is the source of this 2180-nucleotide messenger RNA. RefSeq names its product ral guanine nucleotide dissociation stimulator-like 2 (gene rgl2). The annotation marks the transcript as partial. The transcript is spliced from 20 exons. Gene Ontology annotation, cellular component: plasma membrane. NCBI's taxonomy places the organism in Eukaryota, Metazoa, Chordata, Actinopteri, Blenniiformes, Blenniidae. Gene Ontology annotation, biological process: Ras protein signal transduction. Gene Ontology annotation, molecular function: guanyl-nucleotide exchange factor activity. The record is from RefSeq and is a predicted model, not a curated record.
GAGAGAGAGAGAGAGAGAGAGAGAGAGAGAGAGGGUGGAGGACGGAGUCUCUCUGCCGCUCCUGAAGCUCGACCCGCCGCGGAGCGAGGACAUCCUGCGGAUGAGGCUCCGCCACCGACGGCGCCAUGUUGCCCCGUAACCUGAGAGUGGGCGGGGCCGACCUGCCGGGGGCGGAGUCCAGCCAGGUGCCUCUGAUUGGAUACCGACCGCUGCCCCCCGACGGAGCCGCUCCGGCCGCCGGCCGCCCCGACGCGCCGCAGGAGUCCUCCCCGAUGAAGACCACCUGGUACUGUCCUCUGGACCUGUCCACCGUGGUGGAGGAAGAGGAGGACGGACUGAUCUACUCCGUGGUGCUCAAACAGCAGCAUGCCAUGCCCAACAGUCCCAGGACCCAGACCCAGACCCAGAACCAGACCCAGAACCAGACCCAGAACCAGACCCAGAACCAGCCCAGGGUGAAGCCGGCUGUCUCUCGCUCGCAGUGUGUUAAAGCAGGGACGGAGGAGAAGCUGGUUCUCCACCUCCUCCACUCCUUCUCCAUGGGAGACUCGUCCUUCGUCAGCGUCUUCCUGUCCACCUACCGCUCCUUCACGUCCACGGAGACGGUGCUGGACGUCCUGACAGACCGACUGCAGAACCCCCCCGGACUCAGCGAGACCAGCCAGCUGAGACAAUCCUUCAACAAGGCGGUCUGCUCCGUCUUCAGCACCUGGCUCUCUGAGUUCCCUGAAGACUUCCUGGGUCUCCGGGAUCCGUCCCGCCUGCUGCGCCUGGCCCCCCUGCUGCCCCCGGGGGACCUGCGGUCCCGCCUCCUCCGGACGGCCGAGGAGCUGAGCGAGCGAGCCCUGCUGCCCGGCGGCCCACCAGGUCCGAGCGGCGCCGGGAGCCCCCCCCCGGACCCCCCCCCGGACCCCCGGUUUGAACCCACCGCCAUCUUGGGAUUCCCUGCAGCCGUGAUCGCAGAACAGCUCACCAAGAUAGAAACGGAGCUGUUCGUCCGUCUCGUCCCCUCCCACUGUCUGGGCUCUGCGUGGUCUCAGAGGGACAGGAAGGGACAGGAGGACGCCUGCCGCUCCGUCCGGGACACCGUGUCUCAGUUCAACCGCCUGGCCAACGCCGUCCUGGCGUCCUGCCUCCGCCCCACACAGCUCCGCCCCCCGCAGAGAGCCCGGCUGCUGGAGAGGUGGAUCGGCGUGGCCGAGGAGUGCCGGGCCAGGAAGAACUUCUCCUCGCUGUACGCCGUGGUGUCGGCCCUGCAGAGUAAUCCGAUCCACCGGCUGAGGAGGACGUGGCAGGAGACGGACAGAGAAGCUCUGAGGAGAUACGAAGAACUGUCUGAAAUCUUCUCAGACAAGGACAACUACUCCCAGAGCCGGGAGCUCCUGAAAGAGGAGGGAACAUCGAAGUUUGCCAAUCUGGACAACAGACUGAACAACAGACACACUAGCAGGUCCAGUGCGCAGGGAACCGUUCCGUACCUGGGCCUCUUCCUCACAGACCUCACCAUGCUGGACACGGCCGUGAAGGACCGGCUGGACAACGGCUACAUCAACUUCGACAAGAGGAGGCGGGAGUUUGAGGUUUUAGCUCAGAUCCGCCUCCUGCAGUCGUCCUGUAAGAACUGUGUCUUCUACACCGACGAGGCCUUCAUGCGGUGGUACCACAGCAUCCCCACGCUGAGCGAGGAGGACAGCUACAGACUGUCCAAUGAGAUCGAAGCGCCUGGAGAGCCCAGUCCUCGCGGCCCGACGCCCACCGUCGUCAUCACCCAGUGUCCAGAUCUGAGCAGCUCCCGGGUCAGCCUCGGCCUUCACAGUGAAGGUCUUUCCGACUUCCAGUCCCCCGUCAACAACCUGCUGUCCAAACUCACCAAGCACAUGAGGUCUCCGUCCGUCUCCUGUCUGGACGUGGACACGUCGCCGUCCAGCGCCGACUCCCCCCCCGCCUCGCUGACCCCCUCCACUCCCGCCAAAUCCCACCGCCGCUCCGCCUCCUGUGGGAACAACCCCCCGGGCAGCGGUCCGGGUUCCGGGCCCGACAUGCGCAUCGUCAGGAUCCGGAUGGGCCUGCAGGACGGGAACCUGUACCGCAGCAUCCUGGUCACCAGCAACGACAAGACCCCCACGGUGAUCGGCGCCGCCCUGGCGAAGCACAGCCAGGACCCGAAACAGGCGUCCAGA